Molecule: messenger RNA, 1227 nt
Organism: Acanthamoeba castellanii str. Neff
Lineage: Eukaryota; Discosea; Longamoebia; Acanthamoebidae
Exons: 9
Coding region: 1-1227 (408 amino acids)
Source: RefSeq, a predicted model, not a curated record
AUGGUGCUGCUGGCGGCCAACGGCCUCAACGUCGCCAGCCACGUGGCGCUCGAGGGGCUGUUCAGGCAUGGCCCGCAGUUCGUGCUCGAGAGGAACCUCAAGGCGCUCAUCGUGCUAAAGACAUGUCAAGAUGGAGAACUGGGUCCCCGGAGCGCCCGGCUCAACAAUGCAGACAACAAACUGCUCUCAUCCUUCUGCCCAACCACCCAAGCCGCGAGGCCGCGGAAGGCCCCGUCGCCCCAGUCGAGGCACCGAACCGGCGCGGCGCCAAGUGGCGAUCGUGCCACAGCCGACGCCAGCCGUAACCGCACCAAUGCCCAGCCAGCCCCACCCUUCGGCCGACUGGACGAGGAAAGAGAAACCACCGGUGGCGCGCUCGGUGGGCCACCCACGGGCGACAGCGCCAAAUCGGGCGUCUUUCUCGCGGAGGCCCUCAAUGGGUUGGUCAAGCGGGUGCGCCAGCUCGAGCACGACAACGCCCGCCUGAAGAAACGCCAGCGCAAGCACCGCGAGGCCCUGCGCGAGCUCCGAUCGCUGGUCGCCCAACACCAACACGCACCACCGCACUCGGACCAGCCAAGGUUGGAACAGAAGGCAGAUCGCUGUCGACCCGCCACCGCCGCCGUCAUCCCACAUCAACCGUAUUGUCCGCAGGCGUCGUCGCCGGUCGUCAUCAGCGAUCGUGUGGUGCUCCAACAGUUCCCGUUCCUUCGGGACUACGACAUGCGCGGCAGACCCUUCGUCGGUGCCGAUCCUGGGAAGCCUACACUUGUGAGCUAUUUCGCCGGACCGCUGCAAGCUCGGCACAUGUUUGUCAACCCGCAGCUGUGCCGACUGGUGGGCCACUCGCAGGAGGAUUUGCUGUUCUCCAAACCGCGCACAUUCAUGAUUCUCGUGCCCGACAAGACCUGGCAGCUCCACCGCCUUCUCUUCGGCACCGGGGAGCCGAUGGGUGUGAGUGAUAUCGUGUGGCAACGUGCGGAGAUGAUGCAGCGAACGGGCCACAUGGUCGACGCCCACAUCAGAGCGCAGUUCUUCUACGGACCCACAGGCCAGGAGGGAGCAUGUGAUGAUGAAGAGCAGCACCAAGAGAAGCUGGAGCUGUACUGUGAUCAGCUGAAGCAGAGAGCCGAGCUGGAGUGGCGCCAGUUCAGGGAUGCCUCCCACAUCACUCCUGCUGCACGGUCCAUCUUUGCUUCUGAACAACUCCACAAAGAUUGUAAAUAG